AUGCCUUCUACUCACAAAAAAGACAAGCCUUGGGAUACUGAAGAUAUUGAUAAGUGGAAGAUCGACCAAUUUACUCCUGCGGACAACUUAGGCGGCACGUUUGCAGAGGAAUCGUCUUUUGCCACGCUCUUUCCUAAAUACCGCGAAGUUUAUCUUCGGGAAUCAUGGCCGCUAAUAACUCGCUCCCUUGAGAAGUAUGGAAUAGGAUGCCAACUAGAUCUUGUUGAGGGUUCCAUGACGGUAAAAACAACCCGGAAAACCUACGAUCCUGCCGCUAUUCUCAACGCGCGAGAUCUGAUUAAAUUGUUAGCCCGCAGUGUUCCCGCACCUCAAGCCAUCAAAAUCCUUGACGAUGGAGUCGCAUGUGAUAUAAUUAAGAUACGAAAUCUAAUAAGGAAUAAAGAGAGAUUCGUAAAAAGGCGGCAGCGCAUUCUUGGGCCUAAUGGGACUACACUAAAAGCACUGGAGCUUCUCACUGAAUGUUAUAUUCUUGUUCAAGGAAAUACAGUUGCAGCAAUGGGGCCAUACAAGGGCCUAAAAGAGAUACGUCGCAUAGUUGAAGAUUGCAUGGCAAAUAUUCAUCCAAUUUACCAUAUUAAGGAGCUUAUGAUCAAGCGAGAGUUACAAAAAGAUCCAGACUUAGCCAACGAGAGCUGGGAUCGAUUUUUGCCGCAUUUUAAGAAGCGCAAUUUAAGUAAACGAAGAGUUCCAUACAAGGUAGUUGACAAAAGCAACAAGACAUACACACCAUUCCCACCGCCACAGGAAAAGAGCAAAAUAGAUUUGCAAAUCGAGACCGGAGAAUACUUUUUGGGAAAACAGGCCAAGGAACGUAUGGCUAGGGAAGAGAGACAGGAAAAACAGCACGAAAAGAAAAAAGCCAAGUUGCAAGAGAGAGCUCAAGAGUUCGUGCCGUUGGAAGAAGAUGAAGAGAAAAAUGAAAAGCGGAAGCGCAAACGCGAAAAAAGUGCCGGAGAUGAUGGGAUCAAGAAAGAGAAGAAAGAGAAGAAAAAGAAGGCCGAGUUGCAAGAGAGAGCACCAGAGUCUAUGCCACUGAGAGAAGAUGAAGAGGAAAAAGAAAAGCGGAAGCGCAAACGUGAAAAAAGUACUGGAGAUGAUGGGAUUAAGAAAGAGAAGAAAAAGAAGAAGGCCUAUCAUUCCGAGGGAGAUCCUGAGUAA
Molecule: messenger RNA, 1179 nt
Organism: Blumeria graminis f. sp. triticale
Lineage: Eukaryota; Fungi; Ascomycota; Leotiomycetes; Helotiales; Erysiphaceae
Source: the annotation of a GenBank genome assembly